Molecule: messenger RNA, 825 nt
Organism: Caenorhabditis briggsae
Lineage: Eukaryota; Metazoa; Nematoda; Chromadorea; Rhabditida; Rhabditidae
Gene: Cbr-dnj-4
Product: Protein CBR-DNJ-4
Exons: 5
Coding region: 1-825 (274 amino acids)
Source: RefSeq, a predicted model, not a curated record
AUGCUUCGAGAAUGUAAUCGCAGUGGUUUUUGGGUUGUCCAGGCGAGAUUUUUCACAAAGAAAGUUCGCCAAAAGACACAUUAUGAAGUUCUCGGUGUCGAGAGUACUGCAACACUGGCAGAAAUCAAAACUGCAUUUUACUCACAAUCUAAAAAAGUUCAUCCUGACAACUCGGCCGACGAAUCGACGACGGCACGCUUUUUGGAACUCAAAAAUGCUUAUGAUGUGCUCAGAAGACCUGCUGAUCGGAGUCUGUAUGAUUUUCAGUUGAAAGGAGGCGGUGGAAGGUAUCCGAAUGGAGGCUAUCGAUAUCAAUACCCAACAACAGCUCCGCCUCAAUAUGAUUUUCGGCAAGGUGACUGGUCGACGUAUUGGAGUCAAAACCCGGAUAAUUCGAGAUCAACGCGAGAGGAAAGAGACAAAUCGGCACGUGCAUUUAUGAAGUCUAUUGUCAAAUGGACAGCUUUUGGUCUUCUUCUAGUGGCUAUUUAUAAUGGAGGAUAUGUGUAUUUAUUGGCCUAUAAUCAGAAACAACUGGACAAACUUAUCGAUGAAGAUGAGAUUGCAAAGUGCUUCCUAAGACAGAAAGAGUUCCGGAAUGCCAAUUUCGAGAGCUCAGAGGUCGCAGAAAUCGGACGAAUCCUGAAAGCAGAUGUCGAUGAGAUUUGGAAAACGAAAGCGCAAAAGAAUCCUGAUGAGAUUCGGGAGGAAUAUCGAUGGUUCCGAGCGCUCCAAGACGCUGAUCACAUCAGAAGUCUCAAGGAAAAACGAAUGGAACAAAAGGAGAGGGAGAGGAAUAAAUGGAGAUAUCCCGAAGAAGAAUAG